Molecule: messenger RNA, 996 nt
Organism: Marmota monax (woodchuck)
Lineage: Eukaryota; Metazoa; Chordata; Mammalia; Rodentia; Sciuridae
Product: centromere protein N-like
Exons: 1
Coding region: 1-996 (331 amino acids)
Biological process (GO): CENP-A containing chromatin assembly; chromosome segregation
Source: RefSeq, a predicted model, not a curated record
AUGGAUGAGACUGUUGCUGAAUUUAUCAGGAGGACCAUCUUGAGAAUCCCCAUGAAUGAAAUGAUGUCAAUCUUAAAAGCCUGGGAUUUUUUUUUUUUAUCUGAAAACCAACUUCAGACCAUAAACUUCCAGCAGAGAAAGAAACGUCUGGUUCAGGACUUGGUUCUGCUGUGUGAAGAGAAGUGUGCGAGUGUAAACUAUGCAGCCCUUUUAGACAUCAUUUAUACUCAAGUACAUCAACACCAAAAAGUUUGGGAUGUUUUUCAGAUGAGUAAAGAACCAGAUGAAGAUGUUGAACUUUUUGACAUGGAACAAUUCAAACGUUCAUUUAAAAAAAUUCUUCAGAGAGCAUUAAAAAAUGUGACAGUCAGCUUCAGAGAUGCUGAGGAGAAUGCAGUCUGGAUCCGAAUUGCCUGGGGAACACAAUGUACAAAGCCGAACCAACACAAACCUACAUAUGUGCUGCAUUACCACCAGACUCCCUAUGCCUUUACCUCCUCCCCGCUGAAGAGCCUUAUGCCCCUUCUUGGUCAGGCACUGACAGUUGCUAACAAAUACCAUCAGAUUGUAAAAAUGGAUCUAAGAAGCCAACACCUGGACUCUCUCAAGGCUAUUGUUUUUAAACAGUAUGAUCAGACCUUUGAAAAUCACAACUCUACAACACCUCUACAGGAAAGAUGCCUGGGACUAGAUGUAAAUAUGGAUUCAAGGAUCAUUCAUGAAAACAGGGUAGAAAAAGAGAGAGUCCAAAGAAUAACUCAAGAAUCUUUUGGAGACUAUCCUCAACCACAACUAGAAUUUGCACAAUAUAAGUUUGAAAUGAAGUUCAAAAGUGACUUAAAUGGGGGCAUCUUGGCUGAGAGGAAAGAAUCCCUCUGGUGCCUAAUAAAAUUCUCUAGCCCUCAUCUUUUGGAAGCAUUGAAAUCCUUAGCACCAGCUGGAAUUGCAGAUGCACCACUUUCUCCACUGUUCACUUGCAUACCAGCAAGGGAAUGA